This is a messenger RNA of Penaeus indicus, 725 nucleotides long. Its product is annotated as transcription elongation factor 1 homolog. Gene Ontology annotation, biological process: transcription elongation by RNA polymerase II. Bases 117 to 365 code for a protein of 82 amino acids. The record is from RefSeq and is a predicted model, not a curated record. Gene Ontology annotation, cellular component: transcription elongation factor complex. NCBI's taxonomy places the organism in Eukaryota, Metazoa, Arthropoda, Malacostraca, Decapoda, Penaeidae. The transcript is spliced from 3 exons. Gene Ontology annotation, molecular function: RNA polymerase II complex binding.
CUAUUACAUGACCCCCAAGUAGGCCCGACUCCAUUGUUUACAAGCAUCCUGUGGGCUCGCGUCGGAGGUCCGCGGAAUUUCCUCUUAUAUAGGUCUGUUCUAAAAGCCCAAGGACCAUGGGACGCCGUAAGUCAAAGAGGAAGCCUCCCCCCAAAAGGAAGAAUAUUGAACCUUUAGACACACAAUUCAAUUGCCCAUUCUGUAACCACGAGAAAUCUUGUGAGGUUAAAAUGGACAAACCACGAAAUGCUGGAAGGGUGUCUUGCCGUGUUUGUCUGGAGGACUUCCAGUGUACUAUUAAUUAUCUCUCUGAAGCUGUUGAUGUCUACAAUGAAUGGAUUGAUGCUUGUGAAUCUGCCAACUGAUGAACCUCCUCUGAAAAAUUUGGGAAACAUUCACCCUUUACAUUUGAUGUUCCUCAAGCAGAAAUAGCUUAAAAUAUGUCAUUUACCACAUGCAUGUAUUCUUUGAUUCGCAAGCUGAUAAAGCUAUAGAGUAUCUGACAUCUAUCAGGUUGGCAGAAGUGCCAAUUCAAUGUAGAAUCACCCUCAUUGUUAACCAUUCUUGGCAAUCUUAAUGUUUGCAAAAUUAAACUCACUUCACAUCAUAUGUCAUUAUCAUACAAAUGUUUGCCAGUGAUGGAUUUAGGUCUUUUGUUUUCAUUUUGGUAUCUUGGAUUUCCCCUUUUAAUAAAUAGAAACAAAUAUUCUCAAAUUGGAAAGCAA